Messenger RNA from Rotaria sordida, 1004 nucleotides. The record is from the annotation of a GenBank genome assembly. Lineage: Eukaryota; Metazoa; Rotifera; Eurotatoria; Philodinida; Philodinidae.
AUGUCGAAUUAUAUUAAUAGUUCAACAACACCUGGUCGAUUACGAAAAUUUUCAGCUGGUAUUUCAAACACCCACAUGCUAUUCGCUAAUGAUGAAAAUAAUUUCGAUAUUGAUGAAAAUGAUUUUGAUGAAACUAAGCAACAUACAUUAAUAUUAGACUUAUAUAAUAAAUUCGGAACUACAAAACAAAUAACUACAACAACAUUAGAUGAUAAUAAUGAUGCAACAUCAAUCUCUUCAACAAAAAAUUUUAAUGAACCUCAAAUAGCUUUAGGUCUUCGUCGUUCUGGCUUUCAUGUCUCUGGAGUAAUUCGUAAUAGUCGUCAUGCCACGCUUCUUAUUCAAAACGAAAUUGAACCAAUUGUUCUUGAAUCAUUCGAUAAAGUAGAUUUACUUGCUGAUCAAUUUGCAAAACGUUCAGUUAUUGUUGAUGCUGUUGGUUAUACAAAAUCAUUAUCUGAAAUAAUAUUUCAAGCCGCAGUUAAAGCAGGUCAACAACGAACACAACAUGGAAAAUUAGCACAUUAUGCACCUCUUUUUAUUUUUACAUCGGGUAUUAUGACAUAUGGUGAUACAACAAUGUAUGGAUUACGUCCAGUUGAUGAAACAAUUAAACCAAAUCCUCAAACAAUUGAAAUAAAAAAUCGAGAAGAAUAUGAAAAUCUUGUUCUUGCUACAUCAUCAAAUGUUCUUCAUACAACUGUUAUUCGACCAGGUUUUAUUUAUGGUGGUCAUGGUGGUUUUGUUGCUGAUCUUUUCUAUUCAGAAAAGCCAGCUAUUAUUCAUGGACGACGUGAUAAACGAUGGAGUUGGGUACAUAUUGAUGAUUUAGCUGAAGGAUAUGCUCUCAUAGCACGAGCAUCACGUGCAAUUGUAUCUGGACAAAUGUGGAAUUUAGCUGCACCUAAUGAUAAUCCAACAUAUGAAGAAAUAAGAAUAAAUAUGGCUCGUGUUAGUGGACAACAAAUUGAAUAUAAAGAAAAAACAAAUGAUGAUAAAAUUCC